This is a messenger RNA of Puccinia triticina, 1011 nucleotides long. RefSeq lists its product as uncharacterized. The transcript is spliced from 5 exons. Gene Ontology annotation, biological process: generation of catalytic spliceosome for second transesterification step; mRNA 3'-splice site recognition. Gene Ontology annotation, cellular component: post-spliceosomal complex; catalytic step 2 spliceosome; Prp19 complex. Bases 1 to 1011 code for a protein of 336 amino acids. The record is from RefSeq and is a predicted model, not a curated record. Lineage: Eukaryota; Fungi; Basidiomycota; Pucciniomycetes; Pucciniales; Pucciniaceae.
AUGGCACGAAAUGAAGAAAAAGCACAGUCGAUGCUGUACCGGUUUCGGGAGGCACAAGCAGCCGAACUGGGUAUGUCCACCAAAUCCGAUCGUCGCCCACGAUUAGCAAGUAGUUGUCAGGAUCUUCGUCAGUGUGAAAGAUGGAGAGGUGAAAUCUUGCGCGAGGUCAGUCGAAAGGUAUCCAAGAUCCAAGACGCCGGUCUCACCGAUUACGAAGUGCGGGAUCUGAACGAUGAGAUCAAUAAGCUACUGCGUGAGAAAGGGCAUUGGGAAAACCAGAUCAUUAAUCUCGGCGGCGCAAACUAUCGGAGGAUUGGCUCGAGUACGUUCGAUGGCGCCGGACGCAGUGCACCCGGCCAACGUGGCUACAAAUAUUUCGGACGGGCUAAGGAGCUUCCGGGUGUCAAGGAGCUCUUUGAAGGGGCUAGCAAGCAACAAGAAGAACUAGAUGGACUCAAGAAAACCGACGAUGUCUAUCACAUGUUCAAGAACCAAGGCCCAAGCUACUUUGGCGAUCUUGACGAAUACGGGGAGGAAGGUGAACAGUUACUCAAGUACGAAUCUGCACAUGAAAGACAGGAUUGGGAGGAUACGUUUGAAUCGAUGUCGGCUCUGUUGGGCUUACCACCGGGCGAAUCAGUUGUUCCGCCCUUCCCAACUGGUACAAGCCAUGUCGAUCUCAGCUCACAUCUCGCCAGCGAACCUGCGGCCCAAACAAACGCCACGCGGGAUAAGCGGAAAGCAGACAACGAUUCUCCGGGUACACCGAGCAAAAAGAAGACCUCUAAUUCUGACGAGAAUGGGCUGCCCAGCGAGCAGGACAAAGAAGCACUACCCGACCCGAUCGAUUCCUCAAGCCAACCAGACAAAACACAAGCUCCUACAAAGCCGCCUUUGUCUGUCUUCGAUCCCGCAGAUCUACAGCCACCGCCGGUCCCGACGCUCGAGCAAUGGGAGCAGAUGAUUAUCCAGUUACAAAAAGCCGCUUUAUUGAAAGAAUAUAUUGGCUAG